AUGUCGCAGCACGACGACGACCUUGCUGGAGUUCAUCCGGAAGAAGGAGACCCCCACGGCGUUCGAAUGGAUGACUCCGACUACGAGGACGAUGAGUUGGACCAAUCUACUAGUAAAGCGACUGAACAUAUCACGGCUAUGGAUGUGAAGAAGGGGAUGGAUAUACAAGGGAUCCCCUGGGACAUGAUGGCGACUACAAGAGACAAGUACAGGCAGUCGAGGUUGCAGCGGUAUGCCAACUUUGAGAACGUACCUAAUUCCGGAAGGACUUCAGAGAAGGAAUGCAUGCCUGCAGAGAAAGGCCAACUCUACUAUGAGUUUCAGCACAACACGAGGUCGGUGAAAUCGACCAUCCUUCAUUUCCAGUUGAGAAAUUUAGUAUGGGCAACGACAAGGCACGAUGUGUAUCUUAUGUCAAACUUUUCUGUGCUUCAUUGGUCAGCACUGACUUGUAAAAAGCAAGAAGUCAUUGAUCUUCAAGGACAUGUCACACCAUGUGAGAAGCACCAUGGGAAUUACUACGACGGAUUUUAUCGGACUCUAGUUAGUACUUUGGCAGUGAAGCAUAACUUGCUUGUUAUUGGUGGGUUUCAUGGGGAAAUAAUAUGCAAGUUUCUGGAUCGUCAAGGAGUAAGCUACUGCUGCAAGUCAACACAUGAUGACAAUGGUAUUACUAAUUCUUUGGAGAUAUUUGAGAAACCUAGUGGUUCUCUGCACUUCCUGGCAUCAAACAAUGAUUGUGGACUUAGAGACUUUGACAUGGAAAGAUUUCAAAUAUGCAAUAACUUCCGUUUUGCUUGGCCCGUGAAUCAUACAUCAUUGAGCCCUGAUGGUAAACUUGCUGCUAUUGUGGGGGACAAUCCUGAUGGACUUCUGAUUGAUGCUAAUUCAGGAAAGCAGACGGUUCACGAACUCUGUGGUCAUUUGGAUUACUCCUUUGCAUCAGCAUGGAAUCCAGAUGGCCGAACAUUUGCCACUGGAAACCAAGACAAGACAUGCAGGGUCUGGGACAUCCGCAAUCUCUCCAAAUCAGUUGCUGUAUUGGGUGGCAACAUUGGAGCCAUCAGGUCGAUUCGCUACACAUCCGAUGGGAAGUUCAUGGCAAUGACUGAACCCGCAGAUUUCAUCCACAUCUUUGAUGUCGAGAGUGGGUAUAGCAGGAAGCAGGAACUGGACUUCUUUGGUGAGAUCGCAGGCAUAUCUUUCAGUCCUGACACUGAAGCUCUCUUUGUUGGUGUGCAUGAUCGCGUAUUCAGCUGCCUCCUCCAGUUCAAUCGGCGACGGUUCUACUCAUACCUUGAUUCGCCACUGUGA
Molecule: messenger RNA, 1314 nt
Organism: Miscanthus lutarioriparius
Lineage: Eukaryota; Viridiplantae; Streptophyta; Magnoliopsida; Poales; Poaceae
Source: the annotation of a GenBank genome assembly